UAUCGGCAAAUUUCACAAUUACUUUAUUGCAGAAGAUUGUGCCGAUUUGCUACUCGGUUCCAGUUGGUUACGAUGAACUUUGUAACGGCAUGUUAGUUGUGACGAUCACUCCUCGCUGGCGCCUCCGUGCACGGUAGUUUCAUUUUUCGUCAGGGUGUUAUUUGCGUCUCUCGAAUUGGAAGCAAACAGUCGCAAAAACUAGCAAAUGGAUAUCGUUAUCAAACUGAACAGCCAAACGGUUGGAAAAGACAAAAUUGCAAGGCUGUGUCAAUAUUCCUGCCGGGCAUUAUGGGCCAGAAAAGAAGGAUCGGAAUCGCUCGAAACGAUUAAGUUGUUGAAACACAUUGAAAGCAUUUUAAGUUCAUUCCGCAAAUUGCUACGCUUCGGAAAAGGCUUUGAAGUACUGUACGGUGCAAUCGGAAGUCUGAAGUCCAAAGAGCAUUGUAACCAUCUGUUUAUUGUGCUUGGAAAGCUAGCGUCGGGAUUGUUCCUGCUAGCUGACCAUGUCGUAUGGCUAUCCCGGUCCGGAAUAAGCAAAGACAUCAACACAGCUCAAUGGGUCAAUCGUUCGAAUCGUUUUUGGUUGAUUUCGAUCCUGUUCAAUCUCUGCCGGGACGCGCAGGAACUGUACCGGCAGUUCGUGUAUUACAGUCGAUCAAACGUUCGGAAUCUACGAAGGACGCUUUACGCAUUCUAUCGCGAAAACCAACCGCUUCUUGUCGACACGCUCAAGAACGUUUGUGACGUAUGUAUUCCAUUGAACGGGCUGGGAAUCAGGCUUGUAUCGGAUGAAACCAUUGGGAUACUAGGAGCAACUUCUUCCUUAUUGGGACUGUUACCGUUACUGUAUCCAAGAUUAAAGUUUUAGAGAUAGGGUUUGACAAAAUUGGAAUUGGUGAAAGGUGCUCAAUCUGGUGCGGUAAAGUAUGAAAUCUAUUCGCAGGGACAAAUAUUUACUCAGGCGUGGGACAUUUUUGUAAAACUAUUUUUCGCGGACAAAAUACACAGUUUGAUAUCGUU
Molecule: messenger RNA, 1020 nt
Organism: Anopheles moucheti
Lineage: Eukaryota; Metazoa; Arthropoda; Insecta; Diptera; Culicidae
Gene: Pex11ab
Product: peroxisomal membrane protein 11A
Exons: 3
Coding region: 206-868 (220 amino acids)
Biological process (GO): regulation of peroxisome size; peroxisome fission
Cellular component (GO): peroxisomal membrane
Source: RefSeq, a predicted model, not a curated record